Molecule: messenger RNA, 4473 nt
Organism: Anolis carolinensis (green anole)
Lineage: Eukaryota; Metazoa; Chordata; Lepidosauria; Squamata; Anolidae
Exons: 3
Coding region: 2124-3092 (322 amino acids)
Source: RefSeq, a predicted model, not a curated record
AUUUCUGAGACCAAAGUUCUGUUUUUAGAGGUUUUGAUCUGACAGGGGAAUCAUGUGCCAUUUUUUCAAUGCCUUCCCUUUUUAAACAAUACCAACCAAAACAAAAUGCUUGGCAGAAAGAUCUAACCAAAAACAAAAUAUUUACUUUUCUCGGAGUUCAGUCCUACACCACCACAUUGCAGUGAUGUGGCCAGUGUCACAAAUAAAUGCAUUUUCACUUCCCGAGUCUGUAGUUAUACCAAUUCAUAUAGCAGAUUUUUUUAGCAGAUGAGUGAAAGAUUCCCAUAUAUCUGUACUCAGCAGAGUCAGCAACAAUCUGCUAUUUUCAGUUUCUUCAGUAUAGCUUAUGGGAACCAGUGAAAGAGAGGUGUAUGAGCUCGAAAGUAAUUUUUUAAACAAGUGUUAAACAAAUGUGACACUUUUUCAGAUGUGCCAUUCUAAAUGAUGUUAACACUGUGCGUAUCCCGCAUAAAGGGAGCCUCUGGAACCCUUAUGUAAUACACUGUUGAUUUAUGGUUGAUAAUUAAUGAAAAUAGGUUCAGUGGAAGAGGUGGAUUCUUGUAUUUGUCGAUAAAAAAGUGACCCCCUCUUUGUGUGUGUAUGUAUAUAUGUGUAGAAUUAAGAGUGGAGAAUUAAGUGAUACAGAAGGCUCCCAGGAAAAAUCACCUGGAGAUACAGAAAUCAAUGCAGGCCUUUGUUUACAGAUCAGAGCAGACAAUAGGCAUCGAAAGGCAGAGCAUUUGUGUGGGAAAGUUGGAGAAAGAUUUCAAGGGAGAAGAAAUGCUUUCAUGGGUGGUUUUUAAUUGGCAAGUUCUUUACUUUCAAGUCAGUUCAGGCAACAUAACAUGUGGAGUAAGAAGCUAGGCCUGAGUUCCUGGUCCAUAUUUCAAGUCAAUCCUUUGUUUUUGGAAUUCAAGUAUAUUGGAAGUUUCUAUGUUCCUGUAUGUAUAUUCAUGAUCAAAUUUCUCUCUAGGAGCCUCUGGUGACAUAAUGGGUUAAAGCCUUAUAACCUGAAGAUUGGCUUGCUGACCUGAAGGCUGCCAGACUGGAACACUGGACCAGUACCAAAAGAUGGGAUGAACCAAAGCUAGAUGAAAUUGAGAAGAGAUCAAUGUAAAGUGGGCCAUUUGCGGAGAGUGGAAGGGCAAUCAAUGAAAGAGCAAUGUUCCAUAUUAUGUCCAUCCAGUACCUGAAAGACAGUCCUUUCAAAAGCUUCCGAUGCUGCACUACCUCAGUCUUGUGGCACCUAAUAAAGGAGAAAUCUGAUUUCCAUUGCCACUUGGCUCCAUUUCCUAAUUUGUAUAGAUGUUCUAUGAUCCAACUAUAUAUUUUGGACAUUGUACCUUUGCUGCAAUAAGUCCUUAGUGUCAAUGUUCUGGGAGUGUUUUCAUUUGCCUCUUAGGCAAUCAGAAUAUCAAAGUUCCCACUCAUUUUCAAACCAAAGGUUCUAUUUAAAUGGUUUUGCUUUGAAGAAGAUCAGGUCUUUAUUUCUAUUUAAUUCAUGUUCUUUCCACAUUUUAAUGCAAAAAAAAAAAGUACAUUAUCCUACAGGAACUGUAAGAGGACAGUAAUGUGUCUAGUAGACAAAGAUAAAAAUCUUUGAGCCACUGUUUCCAAAUACUUUACCAUUUCUCUUUGAAUUUGGAAAGCACUGAUCUUGCCAGUUUUUUACAUUUUUGCCCACUGGAUGUUCAUGUAAUUAUGGAAAAUAUGCAAUUAAAAGGUAGUGUGGUUCAAACAAAAGUUUUGGAAUAGCUCUUUUGCUGGAUUUUAGGAAAUCUAAGACAACUGAGACCUCCCAAUAAAAGUUUUUCUAAAGUCUUCUGUCAAGCUUUCAUUUUGAGAAGAGGACAAUAGGAAUAAUUUGGUUGAGAUCUGCAAACCUGGUAAGAUGUGUGGUUUAACUGCAGCAAUUUAGAUCACAGAGAGACUUUCAACUUAGAAUACAUCUAUUUAAUUACUGGGCUGUAAUGUCAAUGUGCAGGACACACACUGGACUUGGUCUUCUGUCAGGGAUGUGGAGGAGCUUACCAUCACUCCGUUGCCAUGGACCGACCAUCACCUGAUCAGGUUUAGACUUACUGCGCCCCCCCAACCUCUGCAGGGGUGGUGGAUCUACUAAAAUGGUCCAUCCCAAGAGACUUAUGGAUCCAGAAGGAUUCCUGACAGCUCUUGGGGAGUUUCCCGCCUCCUCGGCAGGUGAUCCUGUUGAUGCUCUGGUCUCUCUCUGGAAUGGAGAGAUGACUAGGGCAAUAGACACGAUCACUCCGGAGCGUCCCCUCUCGAGUAACCGAGCUAAAACAGCUCCUUGGUUCACUGAGGAGCUGGCAGCGAUGAAGCGAAAGAAGAGGGAACUAGAGUGCAUGUGGCGAUCAGAGUACGAGUCAGACCGAACACGACUAUGUUCCUAUCUUAGGACAUAUACUGCUGCAAUCAAAGCCGCAAGGAGAGUUUACCUUGUGGCCAACAUUGCGUCUGCAAAGAACAAUCCAGCGGCACUGUUCCAAGUUAUCAAAGGGUUGUUAACUCCCACCACUCAUGGUGGGUUCCCUGAUAACUCGGCAUCCCGCUGUGAAGCAUUUGCUCAGUUCUUAGCGGACAAAGUCGCUCUGAUCUGCUCCGACUUUGACGCCAUAUUAACGGCAGUCUCUGAGGAUGUAACGAGAGCACCUGCUUGUCCAGUUUUAAUGGGUUCAUUUCAAUUGGUUGAGCUCAAGGAUGUGGACAAGGUGCUUGGAGAGGUGAGGGCUACCACAUGCAUCCUAGACCCCUGCCCAUCCUGGCUUAUGAGAGAAGCCAGAGGGGGUUUGGCCGAGUGGGUGAAGGUGAUGGCGAAUGCCUCCCUCUGGGAUGGCAAGUUUCCAGUGAGCCUAAAAAUGGCUGUGAUCAAGCUGCUGUUGAAAAAGGCAUCACUGGAUCCCACUCUAUUCAGAAACUUUUGGCCUAUUUCCAAUCUUCCCUAUUUGGGCAAGGUCUUGGAACAUGUGGUUGCCUCGCAGCUCCAGGGAUUCUUGGUUGACAUGAUUUUCUGGAUCCAGCACAGUCUGGCUUUAGGCCGGGGCAUGGUACCGAGACAGCCUUGGUCGCCUUAGUCGAUGAUCUUCACUGGGAGCUGGACAGGGGGAGUGUGUCCCUGCUGGUUCUGCUGGACCUCACAGCGGCCUUCAAUACCAUUGAGCACGGUAUCCUUCUGGGACGCCUCGCGGGGUUGAGUCUUGGAGGUACUGUUUUGCUGUGGCUCCAGUCAUUUCUGGAGGGUCGGUCCCAGAUGGUGUCAUUGGAGGACACCUGCUCGGCCCCACAACCAUUGACUUUUGGGGUCCCGCAGGGUUCUGUACUGUCCCCCAUGUUGUUUAAUACUUACAUGAAGCCGCUAGGAGAGAUCAUCAGGAGUUUCGGGGUGCGGUGUCAUCUCUAUGCAGAUGAUGUUCAACUCUAUCACUCCUUUCCACCUGUCACUAAGGAGGCUAUCCAGGUCCUGAACCGGCGCUUGGCCGCUGUGUCGGUCUGGAUGAGGGCCAACAAAUUGAAAUUGAAUCCAGACAAGACAGAGGUCCUCCUGGUCAGUCAGAAAGCCAAACAGGGUAUAGGGUUACAGCCUGUGCUGGAUGGGGUCACAGUCCCCCGAAGGCGCAGGUUCGCAGUCUGGGGGUGAUUCUAGACUCAUCGUUGAGACUGGAGUCCCAGGUCUCGGCAGUGGCUAGGGGAGCCUUCGCAUAGUUAAAACUUGUGUGCCAGCUGCGCCCAUACCUUGGGAAGCCGGACUUGUCCACAGUGGUCCAUGCUCUUGUUACAUCCCAAUUAGACUACUGCAAUGUGCUCUACGUGGGGCUGCCUUUGACGACUGUUCGGAAGCUUCAAUUAGUCCAACGGGUGGCAGGCAGGUUAAUAACCAGACCAGCAUACAGGGAGCAUACUACUCCUCUGUUAUGCCAGCUCCACUGGCUGCUGAUUAGCUACCGAGCACAAUUCAAGGUGCUGGCUUUAGCCUAUAAAGCGCUAAACGGUUCCGGCUCAGCUUACUUAUCCGAAUGUGUCUCCUGCUAUGACCCACCUCAAAAUCUUCGGGCAAGGCCCUACUGGCGCUCCCGCCAGCCUCACAGAUGUGGCUGGCGGGGAUGAGAGACAGGGCCUUUUCAGUAGUAAUGAUGUCAGGCAGGCUCCCUCCCUUCUAUCUUUCCAUAGAAAAGUUAAGACCUGGUUGUGGGACCAGGCCUUUGAACAAAAAUAGCAGCAUUAAUUAUUACUACAAGCUUUAGAACUCAAUGAUAGACCCAGUUUUUUAGACUAGAGAUGUGCCAAUUGUAUAUUUAUAUGUAUAUUUUUAUGAAUGUUUAUUGUACUUAAUUUUAAUUGAUUGAAUGUUCUGUAUUAUUCUUAUAUAUGUGUUUUUAUUGUAAGCAGCCCUGAGUCCACUAUUGGGUUAGAAGGGCAAGAUACGAAUACUGUAAUAAAUAAAAUAAAUAAAUGUGA